UAAAGCAAAUAGCAACAUAAAAGACACUGAAGGAGAUCCUCGAACGGAAUCAUUUACUGUAGCCGAUUGGUUGAAAUGUCCAUGAGCUUAAUAGUAUAUAUUUGUUUUACCAAUACUACGGGAAAGAAUGAUCAAAUAUCUCUUGAUUAUUUAUCUAUGGACGCCAGUUGUCUCACAUGGGUCCAGUGUAGGAUGUCCUGAAGGAGUUCAUUUUAACUCUGUGAACCUGAGGAACAUUGCAAAGUGGCAUCCUGGGAAAGACACACCAAAUGACACACAUUACACAGUGGAGUAUGCAAUUUAUGGUGACAGAAUGGAUAGUGGGGCGACACAGGUGCGCUGGAGGGUGAAGAACCAGUGCAGAGACAUCCCUCAGACCCUGUGUGAUCUAUCCAAUGAGACCACUGACCUGGAUGAAGGCUACUUUGCCAGAGUCAAGGCUGUGGGCACAAACCUAUCCUCCAAAUGGGCAUUCACGGAAAAGAGGUUUGACCCCAAAGCUGACACAACCUUUGGACCUCCACUUGUAAAACUUGUGGUGAAGGAGAAUAGUGUUACUGUCAAGCUGAAGGGUCCAAUGAGAUGGAAGACUGGAAACAUGACAAAAGAGUACUCCUUGUUGAAAAUAUACCCUCAGAUGAUAUACAACCUCUCUGUGUACGACAACAGAAGCAACAAAACGCAUCACUUCACUGUGGAAAACAGAUCCUUUGAAUAUGGGUUGCUUGCCUAUGAAACCCAGUAUUGUUUCUCUGCUAAUUCCCAGGUCCUGUCACUUCCUAUACCUUGGCAUGCCUCUGACUGGCAGUGCCUAACAACCCCAAAGGAUCCCUUCUACAAUCAGCUGCUACUGAUGCUGAUGGGAGCCGUUGUACCAUCAGUUAUCUGCCUUUUCAUGCUGAUCCUGGCCGGAUGCCUUUUCUACCACUUUGUCUGUGGUAAUAAACAGAAAAGUCCCCCUUUCCUGGAAAUAUUGGACCUUCAGAACUCACCGCAGACUUUCUGUCCUGAGCAUACUGUGACAGUGAAUGUGGUACUGGUCAACAUUGCCAAGCCCAUGGAGUUGAUAACCAUAAAGCCUAACAACAUCCCUGCCCUGAUCCACCAAACAGAGUGGGAGCUCGAACUACCCUACACUUCCCAGCAAGCCCCUGGCAUAGAACCUCCAAAGGAGGGCUCAUGCGAAGAUGAAUUCGGUGAGGCCCAACCAGAGCCUCUAGACUAUGGCUUCGUUGGAGCGGCCCCAGAGAUGCCGGAAGUAAGAGAAAGUGAGGCAUCUGACAUUGAGAAAACCCGGCCCCUGCGUCUCAGCCAGGUCAACCCGUACAUAGCACAGAGAUGUGCACCAGGUUCACAGGAGCCUGUGGAGAAUGUUUUGACUGGGAUGUGUUUAGACAUGGACCUCAAGACAGGGCUCUUUAGAAUGCAACUGCUGUCUGAUAUAAAGCUGGGGGUGGAGAGCACAAGUUACAAAGAGCCUGAUCAGAUGGGUCCCUACGCACCACAGCACGUCUCUGUCAGAGAGACCACUGAGGUGGACCUGUGGGGAGACAAAGCAGAAGAGCCCCAAAAUUACCCCUCAGACUACGGCUUCGUGGGAGCAGUCCCAAAGCAGCAGAUGGUGCCAACAAAGUACCAGACGCGGUCUAACAGGACGGAUAAUCAGCCCCUGCUGCUAGCCCAGGUCAACCUGUACAGAAGCCAGAGGCAAGCUCUGUUUCCACAGGAGUCUGAGGAAGAGGAUGGAUUAGGUGGUGGUAACUGUGUUGACUGGAGCCCUACAACAGGGAUCCUCCAGAUGCCUUUGCUCUCCAAGCCUAUUCCAGAAGUGGAGGGAGCGAGGAAGGACAGUGAGUCAGAGCAGUUGGAGAUCUUAUCCAGUGUGUUAGUGAGGCAAUCCUCAGAGGAGAGUGAGGGUGAGAGUGACCUGACUAAACUACAGAAUGUCUGGAGUCUACAGAUCAACAUGGAGGACUAACCUAUUAGACAGUUAACCUAUUGGACACACAUUAUUACAGCAAAAAAGUUUGUUUACUGUAUGUGGAAGAAUAAUUCAGAUUGCUGUUUGUACCAUUUGAUUCAGUUGCCAAAUCAAAUGAAGGACAUCUUUUUAACUAAUCCAAAAUGCUUGGUAAAUGCUUCAGCAAUGUCAUUGUAACUAAUUUAUUUUUGAGGAUUUGUUUACUUUGUACCUUUUAUCCAUACUUUUCUACUAACUUAUCACAAUUGAUGUAUUGCCAGAUAGCUUUUUUUUACAAUUUAAUUCAACGUUUAUAUGAAGGCACAUGCAAUGCCACUUUACCUCAUGAUGAUUAACAAGCAGGGGGAGUGUUGCUGUAAAGGUUUAUAACCACACACUAAACUAUGAAGACAAUGCAAAUAAAGGAUAUAUACAGUACCCGUCAAACUUUUGGGCACACCUACUCAUUCAAGGGUUUUUCUUUAUUUUGACAAUUUUCUAUAUUGUAGAAAAACAGUGAAGACAUCAAAACUAUGCAAUAACACAUAGGGAAUCUUGUAGUAACCAAAAAAUUGUUAAUCAAGAUAUAUUUUAGAUUCUUCAAAGUAGCCACCCUUUGCCUUGAUGACAGCUUUGCAUUCUCUCAACCAGCUUCACCUGGAAUGCUUUUCCAACAGUCUUGAAGGAGUUCCCACAUAUGCUGAGCACUUGUUGGCUGCUUUUCCUUAACUCUGCAGUCCAACUCAUCCCAAACUAUCUCAAUUGGGUUGAGGUUGGGUGAUUGUGGAGGCCAGGUCAUCUGAUGCAGCACUCCAUCACUCUCCUUGUUCAAAUAGCCCUUUCACAGCCUGGAGGUGUGUUUUGGGUCAUUGUCCUGUUGAAAAACAAAUGAUAGUCCCACUAAGCACAAACCAGAUGGGAUGGCCUAUUGCGGCAGAAUGCUGUGGUAGCUAUGCUGGUUAAGUGUGCCUUGAAUUCUAAAUAAAUCACAGACAGUGUCACCAGAAAAGCUCCAUCACACCCCCUCCUCCAUACUUCAUGGUGGGAACCACAAGUGCGGAGAUAAUUCGUUCACCGACUCCCAAAAACACGGUACCAAAAAUCAAGAAUUUGGAGUCAUCAGAAUAAAGUACAGAUUUCCACCACUCUAAUUUCCAAUGCUCCUGUUUCUUGGCCCAAGCAGGUCUAUACUUCUUAUUGGUGCCCUUUAGUAGUGGUUUCUUUGCAGCAAUUUGACCAUGAAGACCUGAUUCCCACAGUCUCCACUGAACAGUUGAUGUGGAGAUGUGUCUGUUACUUGAACUCUGUGAAGCAUUUAUUUGGGCUGCAAUUUCUGAGGCUGGUAACUCUAAUGAACUUAUUCUCUACAGCAGAAGUAACUCUGGGUCUUCCUUUCCUGUGGUGGUCCUCAUGAGAGCCAAUUUCAUUAUAGCGCUUGAUGGUUUUUGCGACUGCACUUGAAGAAAUGUUCAAAGUUCUUGACAUUUUCCACAAUGACUGACCUUCAUUUCUUAAAGUAAUAAUGGAAUGUCAUUUCUCUUUGCUUAUUUGAGCUGUUCUUGCCAUAAUAUUGACUUGUUUUUUACCCAAUAAGGCUAUCUUCUGUAUACCACCCAUACCUUGUCACAACACAACUGAUUGGCUCAAACGCAUUAAGAAGGAAAUAUGUUACACUAAUUUAAUUUUAACAAGGCACACCUGUUAAUUGAAAUGUAAGUGACUGCCUCAUGAAGCUGGUUGAGAGAAUGCCAAGAGUGUGCAAAGCUGUUAUCAAGGCAAAUGGUGGCUAUUAUGAAGCGUCUGAAAUAUAGAAUAUGUAUUGAUUUGUUUAACACUUUUUUGGUUACUACAUGAUUCCAUAUGUGUUAUUACAUAGUUUUGAUGUCUUCAAUAUUAUUCUACAAGGUAGAAAAUAGUAAAAUAAAGAAAAACCCUUGAAUGAAUAGGGGUGUCCAAACUUUUGACUGGUACUGUAUGUCUGUUAUUUCCUUAAACACUUUACACGUUGAUGUCAUUGGUGCCUUGUAUUAUACUUAGCACAUUGAGGCAAUAUUGACUUUACAAUGUUACCUGACUUUUAAAAGCACCAAUGACCAAAAGCAUGUUUAUUCACUUUUUUCUGCUUCAUAUUUUGGUGGGAAUGCGAGUGUGACUGUGUGUGCUUGCGUGCGUGUGUGAACUGGUUAACUGUUAACAGUUGACUUUCACAUGGACUGUGGAUAUUUAUUCUCAUGAUCACCUCUUUGAAGAAGUCUACCAUUUAGAACAUGAACUGAGGGACCUUUUGUUUUGCUUGUUUCAAAAAGCCACAUUAAAAAGGAAGUGAGUCAUUUAUGUCAUGAAAAGGCAUCUACAAAGGUUAAAAAAAUAUCUGCCUGUGUUUGACAUUUAACAUCAUUCCUUAAAAACAGAUUUGUCUUUAUACUGCAGAAUGUGAGCUUUAUUGUAGUCUCUUUAAAGGACAGAACCAGUCUGUUCCAGAUAAAUGAUUGUACACCCUGAUAACUCCUGCUUCCAUCUGCAGGCUUGUUAGUGGUUAAUUAUAAAAUUAUCAUAUAACAACAUAUAAUAUUACAUUGUGUAGGGCAUCACCCACACUACUAGUCAUGAUUCAAUGCUGAAAACGACCGUCCGUGUGGCAUAAAACUGUUUGGUAAUAACAGUCCAUGCUCUGACCAAUACCUGAGGAGGUGACGAAGCUGUCUAUGGAAUCUCCAUGUAUUCUAAUCUUCACUGAGUAGGGAGGGCGUGAGGAAAUAGACUUAAGAAUACAUUGUGGUUAUGAAAUAUCUUGUCAUCUGUUCUUAAGAAUAAAAGAUGCAGUUACUAUAGAUUUGGAACAUGGUGUAAAUCAACUGUGUGCUUUUAUCUGUGUGUUCAAACAAGGGUUUACAACCAUUAUAUGAGAAGACCAGUGACUUUUACACCAUACAGCACUGAGUGUGCACAAAAGCAAUGCAAUUGUUGUUCUUAAUUAAGAAAUCAACAGUGAUGUAGGCCUACAAUAUAUUGUAAAGUACUCCAGGGGGGGCUGC
Oncorhynchus masou masou (cherry salmon) is the source of this 4995-nucleotide messenger RNA. RefSeq lists its product as uncharacterized. The transcript has 8 exons. Gene Ontology annotation, molecular function: protein binding; cytokine receptor activity. Gene Ontology annotation, biological process: cytokine-mediated signaling pathway. Lineage: Eukaryota; Metazoa; Chordata; Actinopteri; Salmoniformes; Salmonidae. The record is from RefSeq and is a predicted model, not a curated record. The coding region runs from base 128 to 1978 and encodes 616 amino acids. Gene Ontology annotation, cellular component: plasma membrane.